CGAAGGAUGGUGUUGUGUUAGAGGCAGUGGGGAGAAGGGUGAGGGGUAUCCACAAAGAUGUUGCGUGAUUUUUUGGAGAUUUAUUUAUUUAAAUAAAAAUGGCCGCCGCAGAGAGCGGAGAGGAGAGACUAGGUGUGGACAAGAAUGAAGACCAGGAGGGCUCAAAAGACAAGACGCAGAAGCAGAAGAAAAACAAAAGGGAACGGCAAGAUGUGGAAAAACUCGAGGCCACAGUGUCUGUUCCUCCACAGCCGCCCCUCCUUACGCAGGGGGAUGUUGGACAACAGACAGAGGCAGGGAAGUCUGAACCCGUUGACCCUGAAGUUGGAGCUGCUCUCAGCGCUCCAGAAUCUUCCGCAUCGGCCAAGCAGAGGCGUUCCAUCAUUCGGGACAGAGGCCCACUGUAUGACGACCCUUCUCUGCCUCAAGGUUGGACGCGCAAGCUGAAACAGCGCAAGUCGGGGCGAUCCGCUGGAAAAUUUGAUGUCUACCUGAUCAACCCAGAAGGGAAAGCCUUCCGUUCCAAAGUGGAGCUCAUGGCAUACUUCCAAAAGAUGGGCGAUACCACUACGGAUCCCAAUGACUUUGAUUUCACAGUCACGGGCCGAGGGAGCCCUUCUCGCAGAGAAAAGAGACCACCAAAGAAGCCUAAAGUGGUCAAACCUUCUGGUCGCCGGAGGGGUCGGCCCAAAGGCAGCGGCAAGGUACGGCAGGCCACAGAAGGGGUGGCAAUAAAGCGUGUCGUCGAAAAGAGUCCAGGAAAACUCCUUGUAAAGAUGCCCUUUGUGGCUCCCAAAACUGAACCAGGGGCUCCAGUGAUGCAAGCGGCAGUUGCCAAAGUGCGCCGAGGGCGCAAGCGGAAAUCAGAACAGGAACCGCCGAGCACCCCCAAAAAACGUGGCCGCAAGCCAGCAGCUGCUUCACAGUCGGUGGUGGGGACGGGUUCAGUCGCUGCAUACACGGCCGCGGCCAUUCUCACCGCCGAGGCCAAGAAAAAAGCUCAGAAGGAGUCUUCCGUAAAGCCUGUUCAGGAGAGGGCGCUUCCCAUCAAGAAACGCAAAACUCGAGAGACUUUAGAGGGGUUGGAAGGAUCAACCACCUCCACGACGGAGACGUUUGUACCGGGGAUAGCAAAACGACUGACUGCAUCAACUGUGACCCCUACAGGGGAGGAGGUAGAAACGGGACAGAAGUCUCACAAGCAUCCUGGCCGGAAGCACAAAGAGGCGUCCACCGAUCCGGGGAACGGCAGCAGCAGCAGCAGCGGGACGGCAACCAGCGGCAGCGGACCGAAGAGUCACAAGAAGAGAGAUCAUCGAGGGCAGCACUUUAAACACCACCACCAUCAUCACCACCACCAACACCACCAUCUGCAGGCCAUGCCGCCCUCCACCUACACUCCGCAGGCUCACCAGCUCUCCCUGGGUCACUCCACACAAGGGGGGCCGCCUGCGACAACGGAAAACGAACCCCAGGACUUGAGCACCUCCAGGCCCAAAGCGGAACAUGUGGCCUGCCGGGAGGAAGCGAGAACUGAUAGCUCCUCGAGCAGGGACGCUCAGAACGCAAGCAAGAUGGCCUCCUCUGACCUGAGAGGGCAGCAGGCGACUGUGACAGGGGAUGGCAAGGAGCUGAGAGACAUUGUUCCUCCCUCCACCGUCCCGAGGCCAAGCCGAGAGGAAACGGUCGAGUCCCGGACACCAGUGAGCGAGCCAGUGAGCUGACUGACUAAGUGACGGAUCGGGAGCGCUUUUGCGUGCAAAGAGUUGGAGGCGGUCGCAGCAAGACGAGUGGUUUUUCGUUCUUUUUUUACUGAGGAAAAAAGAAAAAGGAAACAAAAAUGUAAACGUACUUAUACAAAAGGCAGCUGUUGUGUCUCGCUCUCUCUGUGGGUUGGACGCGGGGCGAUAAUUCUCUUGCUUCCGGAUGAAUUCUCUGCUAAUCUUUUUCUUUAUGGUUUCCUUUUAUUUCCCACUAUAUAUCUUUGUAUUAGUAUAUCUUAGCACUCACCUAAACCAGUUAUUCCUUUGUCAGAGCUUGUAGGAAGUAGAAACACACUCAAGUGGUAAUGGAUACACAACUCACGCCAUAGUUGUCGUAAAGCGAAACUUUCCUAUCAAAGAUGCUCUCGAAAGUACUAACAUGCAGCAUAGUCAUGUCAUCUCAACCCUAGAAAAAAGGUGUCCUAUCAGUGUGUUCUUCCUUCUGUGUCUAAAACGAAGGGGCAAAUCCGACGGCAAGCUGAAGAAAAAAGGGCCACAUUUCCGAUCUCCACCUUUCCAUUUGAGUCGGACGCAACUGUUGCAGCAUCAUCACCUUUGAAAUAAGACGCUAGCUUAACUCUGACAGAAAAGAACUUCCUAGUUGUGGGUUCGUGCCAAGCUGACAUUUCCAGUCUGUUGACCUGUGAAGAUCAAUUGAAUUUGGAAGCAGUAUUUCCUUUCGAGUUGUUGGUAUUUUUAGUGCACAUGUCUAUUAAUUAUCAGUAGUUUGGUUAACCUAAUCACCAGUUUCGGAGGUGCCUGAGAAAAUGCAACUAGAGCGGAAAGCUCUAUUUUUCAUUUUCUCUGGUGAGGGAGAUAAAGCACAAAUGUAUUUGUUAGGGAAUAUUGAAAGCACAGUCCAGUGUAGCAUCUGGAGUUGAUGUCAACUCGCGUAAAA
This is a messenger RNA of Sinocyclocheilus rhinocerous, 2661 nucleotides long. Its product is annotated as methyl-CpG-binding protein 2-like. Gene Ontology annotation, molecular function: double-stranded methylated DNA binding; chromatin binding; methyl-CpG binding. Gene Ontology annotation, biological process: negative regulation of transcription by RNA polymerase II. The transcript has 3 exons. The coding region runs from base 99 to 1724 and encodes 541 amino acids. The record is from RefSeq and is a predicted model, not a curated record. Gene Ontology annotation, cellular component: heterochromatin; nucleus. NCBI's taxonomy places the organism in Eukaryota, Metazoa, Chordata, Actinopteri, Cypriniformes, Cyprinidae.